CAGUGCGCAUGAGGCGGAGGGAGGAGCCAGCUGCGGCUGACAGGCGACCCACGGCUUGCGAUAGUAGUGGGGACAGGGGGCUGACACCCCGGGAGGGCGGCCUCAGUGAUUCCCCUCGUUGCGGUAAACAUGGUGUUUGAGUCUGUUGUAGUGGAUGUGCUGAACCGCUUCCUCGGGGACUAUGUGGUGAAUCUGGACAGCUCGCAGCUAAAGCUGGGGAUCUGGGGAGGUGCUGUAGCAUUAAAGAAUCUUGAGAUUAAGGAAAAUGCACUGAGUCAGCUGAAUGUGCCAUUUAAAGUAAAGGCAGGCCACAUUGGAAAGCUAGAUCUUAAAAUUCCUUGGAAGAAUCUGUAUACCCAGCCAGUGGAGGCUGUUCUAGAUGGAGUGUAUUUACUCAUUGUGCCUACUGCCAGCAUCAAAUAUGAUGCAGAGAAAGAAGAAAAACAGUUCCUGGAAGCCAAACAGUUACAACUCCUACACAUUGAAGAGGCAAAGCAAAAGGUGGCUGAUCAAGAAAAGCAAAAGGAAGAGAAACAGGACACAUUUGUAGAGAAAUUAGUAACUCAGGUCAUCAAAAAUCUUCAAGUGAAGAUUUCCAACAUUCACAUCCGUUAUGAGGACGAUAUCACAAAUCCUGAAAGUCCCCUGUCAUUUGGAGUAUCACUUCAGAAUUUCAGCUUACAGACCUCAGAUAAAAAUUGGAACCCAUGCUUACACGAUGAGUCGGCCAAGUUGUUUUACAAGCUUAUACGACUCGAUAACUUGUUUGCCUACUGGAAUGUGAAAUCGGAGAUGUACUAUUAUCGAAGUUGUGGAGACGCUUUGGAUAUGCUGAAGCACGGGGUUGCUGGUCAUAACAUGAUUCCAGAAGGUUACAAUUUUGUAUUCCGUCCAAUUUCCGGAAGAGCAAAACUACGUAUGAACCCUCGUUCUGAAUUCGACUUUUCUUCACCCAAGAUAGACUUGGAUGUAAAUCUUCAGGAUAUAGCGAUUGAGUUUAACAAACCACAGUACCGCAGUGUUAUGGAGCUUUUGGAAUCCAUUAACAUGAUGUCUCGAAACCUUCCGUACAGAAAGUUCCGACCGGAUGUUUGCGUGCACAACAAUGCCACAAUAUGGUGGAAGUACGCAAUAACUGGUAUCCUUGAAGUAAAUGUUAAACCGGGGCUUCACAUGUGGUCAUGGAAGCACAUUCGUAAGCACAGACAAACGAUUAAACGAUACAAAGAAAUGUACAAGUCGAAGAUCACUUGCAAGAAACCUUCAACGGACAUACUCCAUAUGAAUGAGGAAUAUGAAAAGACUUUGGACAUUUUCAGCAUAACGUUAGCAAGGCAACAAGCAGAAGUGGAGGCCUGCAAGUCUGGUCUUAAACUAUACAAACCAGGAGCUAAAGACGAAGAGAACAAGGGAUGGUUUGGAUGGAUGUGGGGUUGGUCUGGUGAAAACUCAGUGGAAAAAGUGGAGACUGGAGGUAUUGAAGGACUGAUGUCACCCGAAGAAAAAGCAAAACUGUACGCAGCGAUUGGAUACAGUGAAACCGCUGUUGAUCCAACUUUGCCAAAAUCAUACGAAGCCAUCAGUAUAUGUGUCAAACUUCUGAGCAUGUCCUUUCAAUUGCGAGAAGAUAAAGGAAAACCAGAAUUGAUUAAUCUGGCCAUAACUGAUCUAUGCACAGUGUUAAAACAACGACCAGGAGCGCAAGCACUUCGGUUUGAAGCUCAGAUUGGUACACUUGAGGCAACAGGCGCGCCCCACGGAAAGUCGGUUCCUUGUCUCCUAACAUCCCGAAACAUUGUCAAGGACAACAGUGUUUCCCUGUUAAGCCUUAUGUUUGAAACCAAUCCACUAGAUGAGCUUGCUGACCAAAGACUUCGAGUGGAAUCUUUGCCACUUCAAAUAAUAUAUGAUGCAAAAACAAUCAACAGUUUAGCUGAAUUUUUCCGUCCACCACAAGAUGUCCAUCUUGAACAGCUGACCUCUGCCACUUUAACAAAAUUAGAAGAGUUUCGGGAUAAAACAUCAACGGGUUUACUGUAUGUUAUAGAAACACAGAAGGUCCUUGAUUUGAAAAUCAAUCUCAUGGCGUCCUAUAUCCUUGUUCCCCAAAACGGAAUUUAUGAGCCUCAGUCAAACCUAAUUAUUCUGGAUCUUGGUAGUUUAAAGAUGGAGAGCAUAAGUCGCGUAGACCUUCCACGACUGAAAAUAGGGCAGAGCAGUCUUGAAGACAUUAUGUCACGUGCAUAUGAGAGUUUUGAUGUGCAACUGAGCAGUAUUCAGUUGCUUUACAGCAAAUACAAUGAAGAUUGGAAGAAGGCUCGCAAACUGAAACACUCGCCUCAGCAUAUCUUGGAACCUAUGGAUCUGAAUGUGGAGUUUAGCAGGGCUAUGGUCGUGACUGACUCCAGGAUGCCAAAGUUUAAACUGUUUGGACAGCUGCCAUUACUCUGUGUACGAGUAUCGGACCAAAAGCUGAAGGGUGUUUUGGAGCUAAUUGACAGCAUUCCCAAACCAGAAAAUCCUCCUGAUCCAUCACCUGCUACUAAAAAACUUUCAGUAAAAAAAUCUCCACUGAAUAAUCCACAACUGCUGACGAGAAGGCCUCCUUUGGUGGAAUAUCAUUCAGUCAUUGAGUCUGAUUUAGAUUCUGAAGACAUAUUUUACGACGCACCCACCAGCCCUGUGGAAGAUCUGGCGAAUUUCAAUUUCUCUAAUAGUUCGUUGACUGGAGUGGACAAUAAGAAGAGGAAAAGGCUGACAAAGCAGGAGUCUUUGAAAAACAUGACUGAAUUUCAGAUGAGAUUUGAGAUUCCAAAGGUGAUGCUUCAGUUGUGUAGCCUCUCCGAAGAUUGUGAGAAAACGGUUCUAAAUCUAGAGAUUUUGGGACUGGGUACAGAACUUAACGUGAGAACAUUCGAUAUGUCAGCAAAUGCCUUUCUGAAAGAAAUAGCUUUACAUUGCCCCCAGUACACAGAUGACGAAGGAAAAACAGUUUACAUUAUCACAACUUUGGACAACACCACAGAUGACCUUUUAAUUCUGGAAUAUGUAAAGGCUGACAUGAAUGGACCAGAAUUUUCAACCGUGUACAAAAAUGUAGAACAACUAAUUAGGGUGAACUUCUCAUCUUUGGACGUCCAUCUGCACACAGAGGCUCUUCUAAACACGAUGGGCUUUCUGAAUAACCUUCUACCAACGUCCAAGACCAACGAACCUGAAACAUUGCUUCAAGAGACUGAAGACAGAAAAGAACAAAAGAAGGCAAUAACACGGACUCAAUCAAAAUACGAUGAUGUGAUAAAUCUUCAUGUGUGUGCAGAAUUGUCCUGCUUGCGUGUUUUUAUCCGUGAACAAAAACGUAGCAUUUCUGAAAUCAGCAUUGAAGGUCUUGAUUCUCAGGUGAUCAUGAGUAAAAAAGCAACAAACAUUUCAGCUAAACUGAAAAAUAUUGUUAUUCAAGAUCUGGAUAGCAAUGCCCUCUAUAAGAAGGCGGUUUGCAUAACUGGAAAAGAAGUCUUCAAUCUUCAAAUGUCAUCCUACGUUGAUGCCACCCAAGGUGCUGCCUAUACAGAUAUGAACAUCGUAGACAGUCAUAUCACCUUAACGGUUGGCUGCAUCCAAGUCAUUUUUGUCAACAAAUUUGUUUCGGCAAUUUUGGAUUUUGUAAAUCGUUUUCAAACGGCAAGAGAUGCAUUAGCAGAAGCCACUGCCCACGCUGCAGAAAAAGCUGCCACGGGCGUGAAGGAAUUAGCCCAACACAGCUACCGGCUAGCUCUGGAUGUUAAUAUCAAGGCUCCAGUUGUGAUCAUACCACAGUCAUCCACAUCUUCUGACAUCUUGGUGGCAGAUCUUGGUCUUAUCACCAUUAAAAACCAGUUCUUCAUUGUAACAACAAAAAGUCGCUGUAGCCUUCCUCCUGUCAUUGACUCCAUGGCAGUGAAACUUAGUGAGCUAAACUUAUACAGGACUGUUUUUGAAAAAGAUUCAUUGCAGUCAGAAUUAAAGCUACUUCAGCCACUAAAUUUGGACAUAACAGUCGAACGUAAUUUGGCAGCUGAUUGGUACAAUGAUAUUCCCGAUAUCAAAAUCACUGGACAUCUUAAACCAAUGAAUCUCGUUCUUGGCCAAGAAGACCUGACUUUGAUCCUGAGGACACUGAAUGAAAAUUUAGGAGAAACAUCCCAAAAAAUGCCCCUGACCGAUUCAGAGCAGAAGAUGGCCGAAACCAGCAGCAGUGGAACUACUGUAGUAACAGCUGCAGUAGUGGAAACAUAUGCACCUGUAAAAAUCAAAACAACUUUGAAGCUCGACUUCCAGUUCGACUCCCUCACAUUAAGACUGUAUAGUUCCAACUCAAAAGCAAACCAUGCACGUGUCAGUCAGAGAGAUGAUGCUUUGAAACUUGCUGAGUUCAGACUAGGCUUGAUUUCCACUGCUGCCAAAAUGUCCUCCGAUGGGACAAUAAGCGCUGCUCUCAAACUAACAAACUGCACAUUGGAUGAUAAGAGGGAGGCUAUACAAAAAGCAAGUCCCAGAAUGCUUGAAAUGAAACAUGGGUUUGAGAAAAAUGUCAUGGUGGACGUGGCUUAUAAACAGGGCAGAGAAGGCACAGUCUUGGAUGUAAUUGUCCGUGACAUCUACUUGUGCGCAAGCGUGGAAUUUCUCCUUACAGUGGCAGACAUAUUUCUCAAAGCCAAUGAGCAAAGUGCUGCUGCGCAACAAAGCAUUCUUCAAGCAGCAAGCAUUCCCAAGGACACAGCGGCCACACAACAGGUGUCUAAAAUGGAAAUGAAUGUAAUGGUUAAAAACCCUGAGAUUGUUUUUGUGGCUGAUCUAACAAAAGCUGAUGCCCCGGCACUGGUAUUGACGACUCAGUGUGAACUGUCCAUUAAAAACAGCACUGAAACCCAGCACAUGACUGCUUCUGUGAAGGACUUGCACAUGCAGGCUUGUCCUUUUCUGCCAGAGAAGAGAGCAGGAAACAUCACAACUAUACUUCAACCGUGCGAUCUCUUUUUCCAAAGUAUCCAGUCUAAUGGUGGUCCACAAAUGAUAGAACUGUCCUUAAAGUCACUGAUGCUGAAGGUUUCACCAGUUAUUCUAAACACAGUCAUUACAAUUACCUCAGCUCUCUCUCCCAGCAAGGAGGCAAUCACAGAAGUAACAAGCCCAGUCCCUCCAGAUCUCUGGAAGAAGAAAGACCUGAAAGAUUUAAAACUUUGGUUUCUCGAAGAAACCAAGGAAAGUGAGAAUGUAGCCUGUGAGAAGGAUACGUUGGUGCUAACUGGAGAGACCCUUAAAGUCAACAUUGAAUCGAUCAUUGUGUCUCUGGAAGCUGGUGUUGGACACAGGACAUUACCUAUGCUUUUAGCCAAGUCCUCAUUUUCUGGAGAUGUAAAGAAUUGGAGCACUCUCAUAAACCUGCACAGCCAGCUCGAAUUAGAGGUUCACUAUUACAAUGACAUAUUUGGCGUUUGGGAGCCAUUACUGGAACCUCUUGAAGUUGAUAAAAGUGAUGCCUUUCGACCCUGGACUCUUGGCAUAAAGAUGAAAAAGAAAUUAAGAAAGCUACUUUGUGAGGUAGAUGGUGAAGAAGAGAAUUACAAGAUACCAGAAUAUAUAACGGCAAUUAACAUCUUUUCAAAAGACCAUCUGAAUCUCACUCUCUCUAAAUGUGGUCUUCAAAUGCUGACCAACUUAGGACAGGCGUUUGCUGAAGCCGCUAGCAAAACAGCUGAUGUGUUCAAAAAAGACCAAGCUCCAUUUGUGGUCAAAAACUCUCUUGGACUUAAAGUCUCUGUCUCUCCCAGUGACUUUUUCACCCCCUUAAACGCUGAUAUGGUAUCCAAUUGUGUUGGGUUGAAUGACGGAGAGAGCCUUAGCAUGGAUUACGUUCAGUCUAAGAGGCAGAGUGACAAGUUCUCUGCAAUGACCAGUCUGAGCAGCAAGCACUUCUACAUUCAGCUUGUGCCAUUGCAACACACAAUGACUGACAAGAUCCCAUUAACCAAAGUGGGUCGAAGUCUUUACUCUGUACGCCACUUGGACUCUGGUGUGGAAAGAUGUAUUGUUUGUCAGGUCGAUACGGUGGAGGCAACCAAAUGCAUUACAAUCCGAUCCCCAUUACAGAUCCGAAAUCAUUUUUCAAUUGGAUUUGAAAUUUAUGAAGAUGAAGUCUGUUUAGGGACUGCUGGACCAGAAUCGGACUUUAACGUUCCAUUGCCUUCUUACAGAUCCACCCUGUGCUUGAAGCCAGAGACAAACGAAACAUAUCAGAUGUGUGAUGGCAUCAGCUUUGAGGAUAUCAUAAGAAGUAAUGGAAAUCUUCUGGGGAGGAAAUGCCAGUCUCUAAGAUCUAAAAAUGAUUGCCUUAUCAUAAACAUUGCUGCAUUGAAAGAUGUCCUGAUUUCCCCGGUGUCCACAAAUGACAAGUGGGACCUACCGUAUGUGGUUCAUUUGUGGCCAACUGUUCUCCUUCGUAACCUAUUGCCUUACCAGAUUACCUACUGCUUGGAGGAUUUUACGGACAACUCUGUUCUCAUAGAUGAAGGAUGCUCUGCGCAGAUCCAUGAUGCGGUCAUUGACCAAACUACCCUCAAGUUACAAUUAUUGAAUUAUCUUGACCUAAAUUGGAUUGGCAAAUACCAUAUACAAAGCAAGCAACAGGACAUCCACUUCAUAAAGCUGCAUUCUGAUGCGGAGUUUGAGAAGACAGAGCUAGAUAUUGCUGUUCACAUCACAUAUGCCACAGGCCAAACCAUUAUCGCAAUCCACAGCCCGUACUGGAUGGUGAAUAAAACUGGGAGAAUGCUUCAGUACAAAGCAGAUGACGUGCACCGAAAACAUGCUGCCAAUCACAAGAAGCCUCUACUGUUUUCCUUUAAGCCAAAAAACUUUUUCCAAAAUAACAAGGUGCAGCUUAUGAUAACAGAUAGUGAACUCUCCGAUUCAUUUUCUCUGGAUACUGUUGGUACACAUGGUGCUGUUAAGUGUAAGGGUAAACACCUGGACUAUCAAGUUGGUGUCACCAUUCAGGCCAGCAGUUUCACUCUGACCAGAAUUGUCACUUUUACCCCAUUUUUCAUGAUUACAAACAGAAGCAAGUACCAGCUGCACCUUCUGGAAGAAGGCGUGGAAAAAGUGAUCACUGUUGGCUCUGAACAGUGCGUACCGUUCUGGCCUGUAAGCAGCGAUAACAAAUUGGUCGUUCAAGUUGAAGGCUCCCGGGUACCAUCGAAAAAAAUAAAUUUUAAUAAGCAAGAUAACAGCAUGUUACUUCGCUUGGAUGAUAAGUUUGGAGGAAUAUUAGUGGAUGUCACCUCCAGAGAACAUUCUACCGUCAUAAACUUCUCAGAUUACCACAAAGGGGCAGCGCCAUUUCUUUUAAUCAACCAUACGAAUUCUGAAACUUUAGAGUUCUACCAGAGCUCUGUCAAUGGCGAGACAGACAGCCUUCCACCCGGGAAAGCUAUGCUGUAUGCGUGGGAAGAUCCAACAAGCCAAAGGGAGUUGUCUUGGAAAUGUGGCAAUAACACUGGAAGUGUCUUACAAACAGAAGACAGAGUUGAGUAUCUCCACGCGGAGAACAGCAUUGUCUACCUUGUGUCUUUCUUGGAAGGACCGCAGCGCAUUGUUCUGUUCACUGAAGAUAAGGAUGUCUUUGAUGUGACUUAUGACAGCGAGAAAGCAGAGUUAUCAGAGCAGGAAGUCACAAUAUCCCUCUCAAACGUGGGCAUUUCUUUAGUAAACAAUUAUUCAAAGCAAGAGGUUUCUUAUAUCGGGAUUAGCAGUUCAGAUGUAGUUUGGGAAAGUAAAAUGAAGACACGGUGGAGGCCACUCAGUGUAAAGCAGACGGAGAGGCUGGAGGAAGCCUACAAAGAAUACAACGAGUCUGCUCCAAUCGACAACAGAAUUGUUGAGUUGGAUCAAGAAAACAAGUUACAGGUUUGCCUAACACCCUCGUUUACUGGGAUGAAGUUUGUAGGGAACAGUUCUGCACCUGUCAGGAGAAGUUUCCUGCCAGCGCUGAAGGUGGAGUACUCUGCCUCAGCACAUCAGACGUCUAUCCGGCUUCAAGUCUACAGCAUACAGGUACAAAACCAGAUUCCAGGAGCCAUCUUCCCCUUUGUGUUCUAUCCUGUAAAACCUCCAAAGUCUGUUACCUUGGACACAGAGCCAAAACCUUUCACUGAUGUCAGUAUUGUAAUGAGAACCGCAGGACAUUCUGAUCUGACACGCAUAAAGUAUUUCAAGGUUUUGAUUCAAGAAAUGGAUCUCCGACUCGACCUUGGGUUUCUGUAUGCUCUUGCUGAUCUUGUUACCCAAAAUGGUGACAUACCUAAAGAUCAAGAGGUUGAGCUGUUCAAGAAGGACGUGGAGGCUCUCCAGAGUGAACUGAGCACUGUGUCCUCGAAAGAUACAUCUUUAAUCAGCUUAUAUGAAUAUUUUCACAUAUCCCCAAUUAAGUUGCAUUUAAGUUUUUCAUUGAGCACUGGAGGGGAUGACGGAAAUAAAGAACAGCGUGAUAAAGAACUGAUUCCGGUGCAGUCUGUGAAUCUUAUGUUGAAGAGUAUCGGCGCCACCCUCACAGAUGUCCAAGAUGUUGUAUUUAAACUGCCCUUUUUUGAACUUCACAAUCAGUUUUACACAACGCAAGAACUGCAGUGGGAUGUCAUCCGUCAUUACUCAAAACAAGCUAUAAGACAAAUGUACGUUCUUGUUCUUGGACUCGAUGUGUUGGGUAACCCCUUCGGUUUUUUCCGAGACCUCUCUGAAGGAGUAGAAGCGUUUUUCUAUGAACCCUACCAGGGUGCAAUUCAAGGGCCCGAAGAGUUUGUUGAAGGGAUGGCAUUAGGUGUCAAAGCUCUUGUGGGAGGAGCAGUUGGAGGCUUGGCCGGUGCAGCAUCACGGAUCACAGGUGCUAUGGCCAAAGGUGUAGCUGCCAUAACCAUGGAUGAAGAUUAUCAACACAAGAGGAGAGAAGCCAUGAAAGAACAACCCCGUGGUAUAAAAGAAGGCAUAACUCGAGGAGGAAGAGGCCUUGUAUCUGGCUUUGUCAGUGGAGUAACCGGGAUUGUGACAAAGCCAGUAAAAGGAGCCCAGCGGGAAGGUGCAGCUGGAUUCUUUAAGGGUGUUGGAAAAGGAUUGGUUGGGGUUGUCGCAAGGCCAGUCGGAGGAAUUAUAGACAUGUUCAGCAGCACGUUUCAGGGUAUUAAAAGAGCUACGGAUUCGUCUGAUGAUGUUCAGAGCCUCCGUCCUCCACGAUUUCUUCAUGAAGAUGGUGUCAUCAGACCAUACAGGAUGAGAGAGGGUGUUGGCAGUCAGUUGUUACAGAAUUGAAUUCAUAUUGCACGAUGCUGCCUAUGGUGGGACAAAAUAUAGGAUCUUUUAACACAGUUCUGUCUGAUUAUAAUCUACGUCAGCUACAUGCAAGCUAUGCUGCUUCUUGGGUUUGGCUCUUGGUGCUGUGUAUGCACAUUUUCCUUUCUUUUGGUAGCCUUUGUUUAAUGUCUGUAACAUGUAAUGCCACAUAUCAACAGUUACUGGGACCAGUAUCACUUCUAUGAUUUUGUAUUCAGUACAUGGAGCUGAGACCGUGCUGCUCUGGCCAAUCUUUAGUGUCGGAGUCCUAGAGUCCAAGAAGCAUAUUCCACCUUCUCUGCUGAGGCUUCAUGUGAAAUGGUUAAACAUUUUAUGAAACACUCGGCUAUGCAUUAAUGUCAGAGAUGGCAAAUUUAAAUCUGAAAAUAAAAAUACCAAUAGCAGAAGUGAUAGAUGGUUCUGGUUAUCUGAGGUGUGAAAGUUCCCCUUUAAACUCAUUGUCUCAUCUACUAAUUUGCUUUCUUGAAAUGUUAUUGUUUGCUUCUUUCUUUUUCUUGCCUGCAGACGAAACACAAUACAGGCCUUGAGUGAGUUUGCUUGAUCAGACAAUGGUAGUGAUAGAAUGUAGUAGAAUAGAAACAUUUCCUAUACAUUCCUAUAUAUAGCAGAUAUAUUGUCUAGUUUCAGGGAAAUCCAGAAGUCAUUUCAGAUCUGAAAUGUGCCACAUUACAGAAUGUAUCCGAUAUGUACAGUUUAUAUUUUCUAAAAUCCAGAUACGUUUUUAUGUUCUUGAAGAGUUUUGUUGCUUCCUUGGAGAAUUAUAUUUUUAUUACUCUGUCUUAUUAAAACACCUGAAUUGCGUAAUAUUUUAUUAUAUUCAUAAAAGGCUGCCUUUUUGUAGACUCUUAUUUGUGUUUUUAAAAUAUUGUUUUGUUGUAUACUGGCCAAGUGUUUUGUGAUAUGAUUGUAUUGGCAUAAACGUUAUAACCUUUUGUUCCUUAUCCGCCAUAUUUAAUAAACAUGAACUGUUCAUUCAAA
Molecule: messenger RNA, 10359 nt
Organism: Spea bombifrons (plains spadefoot toad)
Lineage: Eukaryota; Metazoa; Chordata; Amphibia; Anura; Pelobatidae
Gene: VPS13A
Product: vacuolar protein sorting 13 homolog A
Exons: 69
Coding region: 130-9339 (3069 amino acids)
Biological process (GO): protein targeting to vacuole; protein retention in Golgi apparatus; autophagy
Cellular component (GO): extrinsic component of membrane
Source: RefSeq, a predicted model, not a curated record